AUGCCUCCUCAAAUUACCGACGACGAAGCCUCCGAUGUGAGCAGCAACUUCGACGCCCCAGGUCCCUCUGCACCAGCUCCAAAGGCGAAGGAAGAGAAAAUCAAGCAGGAUAGAAAAAGCAAGUCCAAGACGCCCGUUGAAGAACCCGAGCCAUUGGAGGUCGAAUCGGACAAUAAUAAGGAUGAGGAUGAUGAUGAGGAACUGCCCGAGGAUGAAUACGUUGUGGAGAAGAUUACCAAUCAUAUCGUUGAUGAAGGUACUGGAGAGAUCAAGUACGAGGUGAAAUGGGAGGGCUUCGAGAAGAAGUCGGACAGGACUUGGGAGCCAGAGGAGAAUCUUGAGACCGCAGCGUUAAUUUUGAGCGAAUAUCUUGAGUCGGUCGGAGGCAAGGACUUGAUCUUGGCCACUUGGGAAGAGAAGAAGGCUGCAUCAGGAAAGAAGGGCAAGAAACGCGGAAGAGCAAGCACAGGCACGCCUCUUGAGAACGGAGCCAAGAGGGGCCGCAAAUCAAAGGAUCACCCUUCCUCCGCCACUCCACCAUACAGUGUAGCAGCCGCCGAUUUCAAACCACCAACUGGAAGCUGGGAGGAGGCUGUAGUUGCUAUCGAUGCAUGUGAAGGUAAUGAGGGAAGCGUUGUAGUUUACUUGACGUGGAAGGGUGGAUACAAGACCCAGCAUCCUCUGGCUCAAGUUUACAAGCGGUGCCCACAAAAGAUGCUUCACUUUUACGAGAGUCAUUUGGUCUUCAAGAAAAACGAGGAUAUGCCCUAG
Molecule: messenger RNA, 771 nt
Organism: Cadophora gregata
Lineage: Eukaryota; Fungi; Ascomycota; Leotiomycetes; Helotiales; Ploettnerulaceae
Exons: 6
Coding region: 1-771 (256 amino acids)
Biological process (GO): chromatin organization; negative regulation of transcription by RNA polymerase II
Cellular component (GO): nucleus; pericentric heterochromatin
Molecular function (GO): chromatin binding
Source: RefSeq, a predicted model, not a curated record